Messenger RNA from Haemonchus placei, 417 nucleotides. NCBI's taxonomy places the organism in Eukaryota, Metazoa, Nematoda, Chromadorea, Rhabditida, Trichostrongylidae. The record is from the annotation of a GenBank genome assembly.
AUGGUUUUCAUCGACAACGAUAUUAAAAUCAAGACGGUGAUCGUGCUGAAAAACGUCUUGCUUCCAUGGGCAAAAUAUCGCUUCCGCUUUAGACCGUUCGUGUUCCAGCAAGAUUCAGCACCGGCUCAUAGAGCGAGGCUCUCAGGAUUCAUCAACGCUCAGGAAUGCUCCUCCAAUAGCCUUGAUCUGAAUCCAAUGAAUUAUUCCGUAUGGUCGCUAUUGGAGAGCAAGGCCUGCUCUAAGCAACACCACUCAAUUGACUCAUUGAAGAGGAACCUGCUCAGAGUGUGGGAAGAAAUACCUUUGAAGUACCUCCGCGCCAAAGUGGACGCCUUCCCCGUACGUCUGAGGGCCGUGCCCGAGCAUGUGGAGGGAGUUUCGAGAUUUACAUUGAGUAUGUGUAAUGGCUCAAUAUAA